Maudiozyma barnettii is the source of this 1104-nucleotide messenger RNA. It is a transcript of the gene MME1, whose product is annotated as Mme1p. Gene Ontology annotation, molecular function: magnesium ion transmembrane transporter activity. The record is from RefSeq and is a predicted model, not a curated record. Lineage: Eukaryota; Fungi; Ascomycota; Saccharomycetes; Saccharomycetales; Saccharomycetaceae. The transcript has a single exon. The coding region runs from base 1 to 1104 and encodes 367 amino acids. Gene Ontology annotation, biological process: magnesium ion export from mitochondrion.
AUGUGGAACUUUACUUCAUCAAUUCCCAUUGUAAAUACUCCUCAUCAUUUGAAGGAUAAAGUUUCCCCUAUGGAUAUGCCAGAAGAUCUACCAACGGAACCCAAGAAAGGUGUUUCAAAUGCUGAUUCAUCAAUCAUUCAUUGUAUGGUCUCAGGUGGUGUUGGUGGUGUUAUCGGUGAUACUGUAAUGCAUUCACUAGACACGGUAAAGACUAGACAACAAGGUGCACCAAAUAUCCUAAAGUAUCGGAAUAUGAUACAAUCGUAUAACACAAUAUUCAUCGAGGAAGGAAUACGAAGAGGCCUGUAUAGUGGUUACUCGGCAGCUAUGUUAGGUUCAUUCCCAAGUGCAGCUAUCUUUUUUGGAACGUAUGAAUUCACCAAAAGGAAAAUGAUUACAGAUUGGGGGAUCAAUGAUACUACAUCUCAUUUAGUCUCUGGGUUUCUAGGGGAUUUUGUGUCAAGUUUUGUAUAUGUCCCAUCGGAAGUAUUAAAGACAAGAUUACAAUUACAAGGUAAAUUUAACAAUGAACAUUUCUUUUCAGGUUAUAAUUAUAGAAAUCUUAGAGAUGCUGCAAAAACGAUAACUAAGAAUGAAGGUGUUCGUGCAUUGUUUUAUGGUUAUAAAGCCACCCUUGCAAGAGAUCUACCUUUUAGUGCUUUACAAUUUGCAUUUUAUGAAAAAUUUAGAGAAGCUGCCUUUUCUUUAGAUGAAAAAAAUAAAAAUUCUAAAAAUCUGGCAUUACCUUUUGAAAUUCUUACAGGGGCAGCCGCAGGUGGUUUGGCAGGAAUCAUUACGACACCUUGUGAUGUGGUAAAGACAAGAUUACAAACUCAGCGAACUCCGAGUAACAUACCAAACGGUUCGACUACCACUACACAUAUCCCUGUAACUAAUAACUAUAGCAAUAAUAAUAAAAGACAGCCAGUCGUCCUUACCGACUCGAUAUUCAAAAGUUUCAAAAUGGUGUACCGAACAGAAGGCCUCGUAGGUCUAUUUAGUGGUGUUGGACCAAGAUUUGUAUGGACAAGUAUACAAAGUAGUAUUAUGCUCUUAUUAUACCAAAUGACAUUAACGCAGCUGCGUACUUCAUCAAUAUUAUAA